Messenger RNA from Saprolegnia parasitica CBS 223.65, 541 nucleotides. Its product is annotated as 60S ribosomal protein L31. Lineage: Eukaryota; Oomycota; Saprolegniomycetes; Saprolegniales; Saprolegniaceae. The transcript is spliced from 2 exons. Bases 79 to 441 code for a protein of 120 amino acids. The record is from RefSeq and is a predicted model, not a curated record. Gene Ontology annotation, molecular function: structural constituent of ribosome. Gene Ontology annotation, biological process: cytoplasmic translation. Gene Ontology annotation, cellular component: ribosome; cytosolic large ribosomal subunit.
AUUGGUCGUCGUGGUUUGGGCUCUGGGGCUGAUUGGCCUACUCCAUAACUCACCCUUCUGAGCUCAAGUCGCAUCACAAUGGCCAAGGAAAACACGAAGAAGACGAAGACGGUCGUUGCCGACGUCAUCUCGCGUGACUACACGAUCAACCUCCACAAGCGUCUCCAUGGCGCUACCUUCAAGAAGAAGGCCCCCAAGGCCGUCCGUGAAAUCAAGGCGUUCGCCCAGAAGGCCAUGAAGACGUCGGAUGUCCGCAUCGACGCCAAGUUGAACAAGUUCAUCUGGUCGCAGGGUGUCCGCAACAUCCCGUACCGCGUCCGCGUCCGUCUCUCGCGCAAGCGCAACGACGACGAGAACGCCAAGGAGAAGCUCUACACGCUCGUCCAGCACGUCCAGGUCGCCACGUACAAGGGCACGGUCACCGAAAACGUCGAAGAGUAAGCGAUGGAUCUAGUUUUAGAUCAGGGUGAGGGGUCACGGGCCGAGUUUGAAAAGGUCAUGUGCCCACACGGGCCGUGGCUGGACCAUGUAAUACGACGCC